AUGGAGGCGGCUCUAGUGGACUUUGAGAGUCUGGACGACAUAGACAGAAGUCUGGAAGAUGAGCUGGGUAACCCAGACAACCCGGACGAGACCACAACCCUGACGGUCGACAUGCUCCACGAAAACUGCUCCAUCCACGGCUCCCACCACCUCCUUUCCCCUCAGCCCAACCUCACAUCCACUCCCCAGCACCACUACCUCUCCGAACACUCCUCCCACAGGAGGAAUACCUCCCCCUGCCCGUACCCCUCCCCCAAUACUCUGGAUGUUCUCCAAUCACCCGCCAUGCCACCCCACAGCAGGAGGGGGCGUCCUAGCUGUGCCAGCAUGAUCUCCAACUGGAAGUUGCUGCUGAGUAGCGAGACCCAUAUGCAGAGCGAGACCAUCUUCAGCCGGCUGGCUAAGGAGUGCUGCGAGGAUGUGUUCGUGGACAAGACAGGUCUAGACGACGGAGACCAGAAGGUCAUCAUCAACAUCGCCGGGCUACGCUUCGAGACACAGCUCAAAACCCUUGACCAGUUCCCCGAGACCCUUCUGGGAGACCCUAUGAAGAGGAUGGACUACUUUGACCCCAUGAGGAAUGAGUAUUUCUUCGACAGGAACCGGCCCAGCUUCGAUGGCAUCCUGUACUACUACCAGUCAGGAGGGAAGAUCCGUCGGCCGGCCAACGUUCCACUGGAUGUGUUUGCUGAUGAGAUCGUCUUCUAUGAGCUGGGGAGCGACGCCAUGGAGCAGUUCAGAGAGGACGAGGGCUUCAUCAAGGAAGUGGAGAUCCCUCUCCCGACCAACGAGAUAUACCGGCAGUUUUGGCUGCUGUUUGAGUACCCCGAGAGUUCCAACGCGGCACGCGGCGUGGCGCUGGUCUCCGUGUUUGUCAUCGUUAUCUCCAUCAUCAUCUUCUGUAUGGAGACGCUGCCGGAGUUCAGGGAUAACACCCUAGACCCCGUCCUACCCACCACCGUCACGCAUCUGAUGCCUUUCAAUGGGAACCAAUCGCUGGGCGGCCUCGGGACCUUGUUCCUGCCCUCGCCCUCGGCCACACCCAAAACCAUCACCUCCACGUUCUCCGACCCGUUCUUCAUCAUCGAGACGGCCUGCAUCGUCUGGUUCUUCUUUGAGCUGGUUGUGCGCUUCGUGGUCUGUCCCUCCAAAAGCAACUUCUUCCACAACCUCAUGAACAUCAUCGACAUUGUCUCCAUCAUCCCGUACUUCGUCACCUUGGUAACGGAGCUGGUCACCACCCCGGACCAGAACUCCAGCCAGAACAUGUCCCUGGCCAUCCUUCGUAUCAUCCGCCUGGUCAGGGUGUUCAGGAUCUUCAAGCUGUCCAGACACUCCAAGGGGCUCCAGAUCCUGGGCCAGACCCUGAAGGCCAGCAUGCGGGAGCUGGGCCUGCUCAUCUUCUUCCUCUUCAUCGGAGUCAUCCUCUUCUCCAGUGCCAUCUACUUUGCUGAAGUGGACGAGCCCAGCACACAGUUCGUCAGCAUCCCUGACGGCUUCUGGUGGGCCGUGGUCACCAUGACUACGGUGGGCUAUGGGGACAUGUGCCCGAUCACCGUGGGCGGUAAGAUGGUGGGGACGCUGUGCGCCAUUGCUGGCGUGCUGACCAUCGCCCUACCCGUCCCCGUCAUCGUGUCCAACUUCAACUACUUCUACCACCGGGAGACGGAGGCAGAGGACAAGCAGCCGAUGGCUGACGCAGCAGACCUGGCCAUGAAGGCCUCAGGAGAGAGUAAACAUGGGAGUAGCACCUCUCUGAACAAGACCAACGGGACCUGGCAGGGUGACAAGUUCACUGGCCUCUGAGAUUUACAGGUCCACUGUAGAAGAGACAAUGUGUGACAGAGAGACACAGAUAGACUGACCUGUCCACUGACUGGGGCAGAUAGAUAUAGACUGACUUGUCCACUGACUGGGGCAGAUAGAUUUGGACUGACCUGUCCACUGUGAGGACAGAGAGAUAUAGACUUACCUGUCCAUUGUCUGGGGCAGAGAGUUAUAUUCUGACCUGCCCACUGUCUGGGGCAGAUAGAUAUAGACUGACCUGUCCACAGUCUGGGGCAGAGAGUUAUAUUCUGACCUGCCCACUGUCUGGGGCAGAUAGAUAUAGACUGACCUGUCCACAGUCUGGGGCAGAGAGUUAUAUUCUGACCUGCCCACUGUCUGGGGUAGAUAGAUAUAGACUGACCUGUCCACGGUCUGGGGCAGAGAGCUAUAUUCUGACCUGCCCACUAUGGAAGAUUGAGACAGAGAAAGGUAGAGGGACAUUGUGAGCUGUGAGACACACACAACUAAUUCUCUCCUGUCCUCUGGGAGACAGACAUAAAGUCACCCCUGUGGGAAGACACAGCU
Oncorhynchus nerka (sockeye salmon) is the source of this 2352-nucleotide messenger RNA. RefSeq names its product potassium voltage-gated channel subfamily A member 10-like. The transcript has a single exon. Gene Ontology annotation, biological process: protein homooligomerization; potassium ion transmembrane transport. Bases 1 to 1806 code for a protein of 601 amino acids. Gene Ontology annotation, molecular function: delayed rectifier potassium channel activity; protein binding. The record is from RefSeq and is a predicted model, not a curated record. Gene Ontology annotation, cellular component: membrane; voltage-gated potassium channel complex. Lineage: Eukaryota; Metazoa; Chordata; Actinopteri; Salmoniformes; Salmonidae.